AUGAAUGAGAUAUCCUUAAAUAGUAGUUCUUCUGAAUACAUAGCGGAAUGUUUUGCUGUUUGUGGAUUGUCAGACAACCCAACUCCCUAUGAUGCUUCAGAAAUUCUCCUUAAUGGUGAAGAAAUUGUUCUCUCUGAAUCAAAAUGUCUGGAUUUUUCACGAUACUCAACCCCUAUUAUUGAUAUUCAAUUGGUUAACAUAAGUCAAAAGGAAGAACUUCCUAAAGGUUAUCAAGUUCUUGAUAAAUCAGUUAGUGGUAUUUCGGGUUGCUACUUGCAAAAUCGGUCAAAUGACGACUUGUGCAUAUGCUAUCGUCGUGGAUAUGCCACACCUCCUAUCGGUGACAUAACUUUAGUGGAUAUGUCGGCACGAUUAAAAGCUAAUUCCUCCAGAAUAACAAGAACAAUAGGAAAUACGUCGGCACUCAUUGUAAAAAAUCGAUUCAUACUGAAUUCUGGGAUGUAUCUUUCUUACAGCCGGUUGUCUAGUGAUUACGGAGUGAACCAACUUGCUCUAACAGACAUCUGUAUCAUCCUCAAAAAGAAAGGCGAAGUUUGUCCUCUUGGGUUUAUGGAAUUAUCUCAGAAGUUGUUUCACACUCUAAUGGCAGACGAUAUGCACAUCUGUUACAAGAAGUCCUUGGUGAAGCGCUACAUCGCUACAUAUCAACCUGAGGUGCUGCUGUGGUACCACGUGCCUUUGCCCACCGCUCCACUGAAGUCCUCUAAUUUCCGGGUUUAUGUGGCAAAUAUGCUUUAUUUCCUAACUCAUAGCAUCUAUCUCAAUAAACGCAAGGAGGCGGGGUGGCUCCUUAAAGAAUCUCUUAAUGAAUUACAAAUAAACGAACUGAUUGUGUCUGCAAGUGAAGAAUCGUCAAAUAGGUUCUUUCUUCUAGCAAAGUGCUUAAUGCCUCUUUAA
Molecule: messenger RNA, 918 nt
Organism: Rodentolepis nana
Lineage: Eukaryota; Metazoa; Platyhelminthes; Cestoda; Cyclophyllidea; Hymenolepididae
Source: the annotation of a GenBank genome assembly